Messenger RNA from Nezara viridula (southern green stink bug), 642 nucleotides. The record is from the annotation of a GenBank genome assembly. Lineage: Eukaryota; Metazoa; Arthropoda; Insecta; Hemiptera; Pentatomidae.
AUGGGGCUGGCCAGCCUCCUCCUUUUGGGGGUAUGUGCCAUGAGCACCCAUGCUUACCUACCUCCGAUGAAGGAGCAUUUCCUUCCGGAAGCUCUUCUGAGGGAAGUUAUGGAAUUGGAAGGCUACUUAGAAGACCCAGCCUACCCACAAUUGAGAUCUGGUGAUUAUCAGGAAAAUCCUACAGUGCGUGAUCAUGAGUAUUUACAACACAGCAGCCUCUGGGCUAAUCCAUUCAUUUCAGAAAACAAUGAGAAUACCAACCUUCCUGGAAUACAAAGACCUGAAAAUAAACAAGAAACAUUGCCAGCUUAUUGUGAUCCUCCAAAUCCUUGCCCAAUUGGCUAUACAGCUGAAGAAGGAUGUCUCGAAGAAUUUGAAAACACAGCAGCCUUCAGUAGAGAAUACCAAGCAAGACAAAACUGUAUGUGUGAUUCAGAGCAUAUGUUUGACUGUGCAGCAAAUCGUAAUGCUAAUGAGAUCACUGAAUCAGACUUCGAUCGUCUAGUACAGCAUUUCCAUGUUGAUGAAGGGCAUAAGUCUCUUGUGGCAAAAAAAUACCACAUGAAAAAGAGUGUGAAUCCCUAUUUAGAAGGCGAGCGGCUACCUGUAGCUGCUAAGAAGGGGAUCCAUAUUGGCAAUUGA